This is a messenger RNA of Tetranychus urticae (two-spotted spider mite), 3691 nucleotides long. RefSeq names its product N-acetylglucosamine-1-phosphate transferase subunits alpha and beta (gene Gnptab). Gene Ontology annotation, biological process: carbohydrate phosphorylation; N-glycan processing to lysosome. Lineage: Eukaryota; Metazoa; Arthropoda; Arachnida; Trombidiformes; Tetranychidae. The record is from RefSeq and is a predicted model, not a curated record. Gene Ontology annotation, cellular component: Golgi apparatus. Gene Ontology annotation, molecular function: UDP-N-acetylglucosamine-lysosomal-enzyme N-acetylglucosaminephosphotransferase activity.
AAUAAAUCACAAAGAUGCUUUAAGAUUGUGACAAGUACAGAUGACUGAAGAGCCAAAUGAGACGUAAGCAUAAAUCAUCAUUUGAUACAAGUUUUCCUUCUACUUUUUAAUUGAUAUCUUUAAUAUAAGAUGUUAAUCCAGCAUUAGCCACGUAUUUUCUUGUUACUUACGAGUUCAACUCAAGAGAAACACCAAAAAUCUUAAUUGGCCCCUUCAUGAUCUUCAAAUGAUAGACGAAUCUUCAAAACAAUGCGUUUUCUUCAUUUCUUCAAAAUCGUACAAAGACGGGUUUACGAUAUCUUAUCAAGUAGAACCACACUUUUUUGUUUUUUAGCCUUUUUUGUUGUUCUUCCAACAACAAUCAUUAUAAUGUUUGAAAAGAUACUAUGGAUCUGGAAUGGUCAUCAAUCUCUUGUUUUGUUUAGAAGUGAUUUUGGUGGUUUAAUGGUUGAUAAAUCUGGUUCAAUGACAAUUUGUGAAAACAAACCAUCAAUUGAUGUGGUCUACACUUGGGUCAAUGGAUCAGAGGCAAAGUUUAUCGAGAGAUUGUUGAAAGUGAAACGUGAUUAUCUUGAAAUUUACAGCAAUCAGAUAAAUUGUUCCAUUCCAAUGGACUGCAAUAGAUCCAAAAGUAAAUUCAUAUAUUUUGACACAUCUUUAGUUGCCAUUGAUAGUGCCAUUGAUAUCAAAGGACUUGAAAUGUUUGUCAAUAAACAGUUUGAAAUAGUCACAACAGAAUCAUCUCACAAUUAUCAUUUAAUGUAUCUUAAUUUUGAUGAACGUAGAAACUUGGAAGACUAUUUUAAAUUACAAAGUGAACCAAAUGCAAUCAAACCAGUUUAUGUUCGCCUUAGUUGUUCAAACUAUAAUUUGUCCCAUGAAAAACCAAACCUGGCUGAAAGUUUCACUACAAAAAGCUUCAUUUAUUUGUCAUCAACAUUGAAAUCAUCUUCACCUUCAGAAUUAUCAUCGAUUUCAUCAAUAUAUCAAUGGUUGCCGCCUAAGAAACAGUUGCUUAAACUUUUCAAUGAGAAAGAGAGAAGUCAAAUCAAAAGGAUUGUAUUUCAUUCCUCGAGAAGAGCUGCUUUGAUCAUUUUGCAACAAACUAAUUAUCAAGACUUGUUGGUUGGUCGUCUCGUAUCAAUGGGCCAAAAGUACAACUUCAGUGUUGCGUCUGAGUUGAACCUUUACUUAGGUCAAGAAGACUUGUUUGAAUGUUCAGAUGAUAAGAUUUCUGAGUCAAUAACAGUGAACAGAUUUGCUGAUAAUGAUGAAUUGAAAUACUCAAUACGAUCAAUUGAAAAGUUUGCUCCGUGGAUUCGCAAUAUUUACUUGGUUACUAAUGGACAAAUACCGAAUUGGAUUAAUGCUGAUCAUCCUCAGCUGCGCCUGAUAUCCCAUGAGGACAUUUUCCCAAAUAAAAAUGAUCUUCCAACUUUCAACUCAGCUGCCAUUGAAGUCCAUUUACACAGAAUUCCAGGAUUAUCAGAAAAGUUCAUUUAUUUCAAUGAUGAUAUCAUGUUGGGCAAACCAGUCUUUUUGGACGACUUUUACAGUCCAACAAGUGGAUAUAAGAUUUAUCUUGCUUGGCCUGUACCUAACUGUGAGUCUGGUUGUCCAACAAGUUGGUUAGCCGAUGGUUUCUGUGAUCAAGCUUGUAACUCUUCGAUGUGCCUUUUUGAUGGCGGAGAUUGUCUCAACGUAACUUCGACUGAUUCUCGACCUAAUUUAUCCCAUUUAAGAGGAGAAAAGCCAUCACUCGCUACUAAAAGAUCUUUUACUGAUCAAUGCAGACCUUCGUGCGCUGACUUUUGGCUUGGCGAUAAACAAUGUGACAAUGUGUGCAACAAUAUUGAUUGUGCUUUUGAUAUGGGUGAUUGUGGUCUAGAAGGUUAUCAGUUCAUUCCUGGAGAGACGUUUGUUAAAGAUCAAUUUGAUUAUCUUUACCCCUCACCAUCUUCCUCAAUUUAUCUCAACAUGACAAAUCUCAUGUCUACACCAAAUUUUUUACUAACAAGAGCUUCUUAUGAAAAAGACACCCAAAUAAGAUCUGUAACUCUCAACUUGAAGAAUCAAAUUUUGACUGUUCUUUUCAAAUCUAAUAUCACUGAAGUAACAGUUACAAUCAACUUCUCGUACAGAUCAAGUGAAAUCUCAUCUGAUAUUCUUCUUCGAUUGAAUGUAACACCUGAAUAUGAAACUCAAAAUUUAGGGAACCAGAAUAUUCCCUUUCAUGAAAUUGUGAGCAAACAGCCAAUCUACCAACCAACAGUCAAACCCGAUGAUCUUGAUACAAACACUAUUGAUUUCUCGAGUAAUGUGACGAUUCGAGCUGAGCCUCUCAUUAUUUUUGAUCUUAAACCAACUGAAUACAAUUUAAGUUCAGCACAAAUUUUGAAAAUGAUGGAAGAGGCUACAAGAAGAUCUGCCAAUUCAUCUGAAAAGCUGAAUGGCAAUCUUGACAUUGAGAUAUUGAAACUGAUUUCAGAUCUAGUUGAAGGCAAAUAUGAGGAAAGGCCAAUAGGAAAGUUUCCUUGGGAAAAUUUGAGAGACUUCGAAAAAUUGGGCGAAUUAAUUGCUAAUUAUGAAAAAUACUCAACAUUGGGUUAUGGGUUUAAAUCAACUCAAAGACAAUUAUUAGACAUAUUUUCAGAUUCAAUCAAACACGUUAAUUACCUUUACAAUCAAGUAUUUGGCAUCAAAGCGAGAAGAAUCAUCGCUCAUUCACCGAUUUUACUGGAGAAAGAAAUUAUCGAAAGAAUGUGGAAUAGAUUUCCAGAGCAACUUCAAGCAACAUCAUCACAUAAACUUCGAAGCUCGAAUGACAUGCAAUUUGCAUUCUCUUAUUUUAACUUCCUCAUGAGUGAAACUUCACCAACAAAUGAAAAUGAAGUUAUCCAAAGGUUCAACACGGAUGAUUCAAGAGGAUUAUCUGCAAAUGAAUUGAGAUCACUUUUGGCUAAUUUGGUUCAAACUCCGAUAUUGCAAGAUGUAUGGUCUAACUACAGCGUUUGUUGGGAUGGAUUGGAUUUCAACGAAUUGAAACAAUCUGGUGCUGAAAUACCAAUUGAUCAAUUACUGGCUUGUGAUAGACUAGCAGAAAAGUUGAGAGAGAAAUUUUCAGCGACCGAAAAAAAUCGCUUCACAUUAAUGAGUGACGCAGAUGUCGCUUUCACUAUGAUAAGACCUAACACUAAACAGUUGGUUAAGAAACUCGAUCAUCUACGAAGAGACCCAAAGAAAUUUUUGUGUUUUAAUGACGAUCUACAGAGUUCUGAAACAAAAGAAGCACAAACUGCUCGAUCAGAAUUGCGAGAUUAUUAUCAAUAUUUGGUUCCAAAGGCUUCAUCUUAUGAACUACCUCAAGGCCAGCUGAAUCGGUUCAAGGAUAUUUCAGAUUAUCGCCGAUGGAAGCAAAAAAGGAUUUUAAAUCACGACAUGAAUGAAUCAUCGACAUGGUUUUACUUUCUCAUCUAUGGAUCUAUACUGUUUUGGUUAAUUUACAAAGUUUUAACCAAGAUAUCCAUUCACUCAACAAAUUCGUACAAAAUUUCCACACUAAAGAUAUAAAAUGAUUCGUUAUGAAAAUAAAUUAUUCUAAACAUUAUAAAUUUUUAAUUUAAGUUACGUAAACUUUUUCAAUUUGAACUAAUAAAUAGACAAUGCAAGAAUGCAGAGCGAAAUAAAAUCA